UAAAAUAAAUAUAUGCCCAGACUUGUCUUUUACACAAUUUCUGUUCUAUUACAGUAACAGCCCUUUUCUGGCGUGUUGGUCUGGUUGUCGUGGAUGUUAAUGUCUUUAAUAAACAGGAAGGACAGUUCUGCAUCCACUACUUGUGUUCUGACUGCUUUUAUAAUGUUUCAACACUUCAGGUUUUCACUCACUACCAGACAGUUGACUCACUGUACAAGACCUCUCCUCUUCACUUCACUCUACUGCAGGGUGGGAGAUGCAACAAUGGCCUUGAGAACAGCAGGAAGUGUGUUGGUGGUCUUUCUCUGGUCUGUGACAGUGGUACUGGGUCAGGAUGGCUGGAGUGUGACUUACACCACUCAGAGUAUCUGUACCUUGAAGGGGUCAACAGUGGAGCUGACCUGCUCUUAUACAUAUCCCAGAGGUAAAGUCACAACAACCCUCUGGUUCACUAAAAUGGAGGCUGGUAUAGAACCUGAAGAUCUAGGUCAGGACACAGAGUAUUCAGGUCGUCUGGAGUAUCAUGGAGAUAAGAAGAAAGACUGUACCCUGAGAAUCACAGACCUGAGAGAGAGAGACUCAGCUACGUACAAGUUCAGAUUUCUAACGGAUCAGGAAGGAGGGAAAUAUUCUGGAAGUCCUGGAGUCUCUCUGUCUGUCACAGGUCUUCAGGUGAAGGUGACUGGUGGACAUCAGGAUAAGACACUGACCUGUAGCACCACCUGUACUCUGACUGACAACCCCAUCUACAUCUGGUACAAGAACGGACAACAUCUAGAUGAGAGCACCUCCCCCCAGUACAAAGACCCAGUCUCCAGUAACUAUGAAGACAGUUACUCCUGUGCCGUAAAAGGCCAUGAGGAUCUCCACUCUCCUGCAGUUUGUGUUCAGGGUCAGAGAUGCAACAGAGUGAUUUACACCAAGAGGAGAAUCUGUGUCUUGAAGGGGUCAACAGUGGACAUAUCCUGUACUUAUGGUGGUUAUUAUUACACCACAUCAUCAUUCUGGUUUAGAAGUGAUAAGUCGACCCCUGAAGACCUAACCAGAGACCCAGGGUAUGAAGGUCGUGUGGAGUACACUGGAACAUACAGAGGUCCCUUCACCCUGAGAAUCACAGAUCUGAGAGAGGACGACUCAGCUGAGUAUCGCUUCACUUUUAAAACAGACAACUUUGAAUGGGGUCAUAGUUUCCCAGGAACAACUCUGUCUGUCACAGGUCUGCAGGUGAAGGUGACUCCUGCUGCAGAGGGACAGAAGACACUGACCUGUAUCACCACCUGUACUCUGACUGACAACCCCACCUACAUCUGGUACAAGAACGGACAACAUCUAGAUGAGAGCACCUCCCCCCAGUACAAAGACUCAGUCUCCAGCAACUAUGAAGACAGUUACUCCUGUGCUGUAAAAGGCCAUGAGGAUCUCCACUCUCCUGCAGUGUGUGUUGUGGGUGAGAGCUGUAUGAAUGUGACUUACACCCAUCAGAGUAUCUGUGCUUUGAAAGGGUCAACAGUGGACAUAUCCUGCUUUUACACACAUCCCAGUUGGCAUAACGUCACAGAAGUGUCCUGGUUCAACAAAUGGGAGUCUGGUGUCACUAAAGACCUCAGCCUGAACCCAGAGUAUGCAGAUCGUGUGGAAUACCAUCGACAAACAGAGAAGGACUCCACCCUGAGAAUCACAGACCUGAGAGAGAGUGACUCAACUGAGUACAAGUUCAGAUUUACAACUGAUGAGGCAAGAUGGGGGUACAGCUUCCCUGGAACAACUCUGACUGUCACAGGUUCUCAGGUGGAGGUGACUCCUAGAUGGAGAUCAGAGUCAAAGACACUGUCCUGUAGCACCACCUGUACUCUGAGUAACCCCAACACCAUCUAUAUCUGGUACAAGAACGGACAACAUCUAGAUGAGAGCACCUCCCCCCAGUACAAAGACUCAGUCUCCAGUAACUAUAAAGACAGUUACUCCUGUGCUGUAAAAGGCCAUGAGGAUCUCCGCUCUCCUGCAGUGUGUGUUCAGGGUCAGAGAUGCAACAGAGUGACUUACACCAAGAGGAGAAUCUGUGUCUUGAAGGGGUCAACAGUGGACAUAUCCUGUACUUAUGUUGGUUAUUAUUCCACCACAUCAACAUUCUGGUUUAGAAGUGAUAAGUCGACCCCUGAAGACCUAACCACAGACCCAGGGUUUGCAGGUCGUGUGAAGUACACUGGAACAUACAGAGGUCCCUUCACCCUGAGAAUCACAGAUCUGAGAGAGGAGGACUCAGCUGAGUAUCGCUUCACUUUUAAAACAGACAACUUUGAAUGGGGUCAUAGUUUCCCAGGAACAACUCUGUCUGUCGCAGGUCUGCAGGUGAAGGUGACUCCUGCUGCAGAGGGACAGAAGACACUGACCUGUAUCACCACCUGUACUCUGACUGACAACCCCACCUACAUCUGGUACAAGAACGGACAACGUGUAGAUGAGCCCACUUCCCAACAAUACUCUAGUAAUACCCUAGUAGUGUUGGGUCAUUCUGUGGACAGUUACUCCUGUGCUGUAGAACACCAUGAGGACCUCCACUCUCCUGCAGUGUAUGCUCCAAAGAACACCUCAGUGUCAGUCAGUCCCUCUGGUGAAAUAGUGGAGGGCAGUUCAGUGACUCUGACCUGCAGCAGUGAUGCCAACCCACCUGUGGACAAAUACACCUGGUACAAGAAGAAUGGAGCUUCACUGAAGGGAUCUGAAAACACCUUCCUCAUCACCAACAUUAACUUUGAGGACAGAGGAGAAUACUACUGUGAGGCUGAGAGUAUAUAUGGGAGUCUCAACUCUUCUUCUGUGUCUGUGGACAUUCAGUAUGGCCCAAAGAACACCUCAGUUCUGACUACAGCUGUAGGAAUCAUAGUGGUUGUUCUGGUUCUCAUCCUCUGUUUCUCCGGCUUCAUGUGGUUCAGGAAGAGGGCCUCCAAUUCUCCCUCUGUCACAAGAGACACAGCAGACGAUGGACAGGGAGACUCUAGUCCAGUGUAUGACAACAUCUCAGGCAUGGCAAUGAACCCUACUGCAGCACAGACAGCUGACACAGACAACCAGGAUGAUGUUCACUACGCCAGCGUCCACUUCUCUGGCUCCAAAAACCAGGAAGUGCUUCUGUACUCCACCGUUCAGGUGCCUCAACCCCAGAAAGAGGAUGAGGAUGUCCAGUACGCUGCUCUGAAUUUCAACCUCCCCAGUGCUGCCACCCGACCUGCAGCAGCACAAGCAGCUGAGGAGGACUCCUCUGUUCUAUACAGUACAGUCAACAAACCCUGAACCAAGAAGACCUGAACACAACAAACCCAGAACCAAGAAGACCUGAACACAACAAACCCAGAACCAAGAAGACCUGACAAACCCAGAACCAAGAACUGAAAACAACAAACCCAGAACCAAGAACUGAAAACAACAAACCCAGAACCAAGAAGACCUGACAAAUCCA
Oncorhynchus masou masou (cherry salmon) is the source of this 3457-nucleotide messenger RNA. RefSeq names its product sialoadhesin-like. The record is from RefSeq and is a predicted model, not a curated record. The coding region runs from base 94 to 3291 and encodes 1065 amino acids. The transcript has 15 exons. NCBI's taxonomy places the organism in Eukaryota, Metazoa, Chordata, Actinopteri, Salmoniformes, Salmonidae.